Molecule: messenger RNA, 4599 nt
Organism: Schistosoma margrebowiei
Lineage: Eukaryota; Metazoa; Platyhelminthes; Trematoda; Strigeidida; Schistosomatidae
Source: the annotation of a GenBank genome assembly
GUUCAGUUGUUAGCCUUUGGUAAAGAGAACGUUUAUGAAAAUGCUCUCAUACUAUCGAGAAGAAACAUAAUCAUAGUGGAACGAAAGUAGUAGACAAAUAUAAUUAAAUUUUAGGCAGAACUUCCAUGUCUGACUGUAAAGUGUUCAAGAAUUUAUCCUGUGAGGAGCUGGAGAAAAGUGUUACUGAUCUAAAUCACAAGUUAUUAUCUCCUGAGAUUCCUGAAGAAUUUCAACUCGUCAAAGAUGAUUUGGAGGAAAUUGAUGUUGAGUAUUUGUUUGUCAGGGUGCAGUACACUAUAAGGAAUCAAAUAGGGAAAUCCAGCAGCAAAUUCUCAUGUAGUGCUGAAGUCAUUGACCAAUAUGUGAAAAACGUAUUCGACUUACCUAUAAAGAUAUACGACGAUCUUCGUACGGAGGCUUGUCAGGCUGAGCCACCUGUCGUAGUUUUGAAUGUUUCAGUUAUUGAAGCUAAAAACUUGGAAGCUAAAGAUUUAAAUGGAUUCAGUGAUCCUUAUUGUAUUCUAGGAAUAAUAUUUGGACGUUAUGUGGGUCAGAAUGAGAAAUCUACAACUCCUGAUUCAUCUAUAAAGACUACAACUGCUACAUCUAGUCAAAAUGAUUUAGAAACUGUACAAACAAUGCGAAACGCUUCAGGAAAAAAGGGUUUCGAUAACAAUCGUGUUACGUUUACGCGUUCAUCAUUUCGGCGUUUUAGUCAAUCUCUUAAUAAGCGAACAAACCAAAGUGAGAAACUACAAACAUCUCAUAAUGAAUCAUUUAAAAUGGCUGGUGCUACAUCGUCUAAAUCUGUAGUUAAUAAAGAAGGACAUAUUCCAGUUGGAAUAAUGAAAUCAACUCAGGUCAAAGAGCAAACAUUAAAUCCUGUUUGGAAUGAAAGUUUUCGACUGGAAAUAGACGAUAUAUCAAGUGAUAAGUUACAUUUGGAUAUAUGGGAUCAUGAUGAAGAGACCAGUGUAUUAGAAGCGGUUCGGAGUUUAAAUGAAAUUCGUGGUGUAAAACAGUUAGGUCGUUACUUUAAACAAGUUAGUCAAUCAGCACGUAAAAAUCAAACUGGUGAUAUGGAUGAUUUUUUAGGUUGUGUCACAAUCGAUAUCAAAGAUAUACCAUCUACAGGUUUAGAUAGUUGGUUCAAAUUAGAAGGUCGUUCAAAUCGAUCAAAAGUUCAAGGUGAAAUUCAUUUAGCGCUAAAUUUAAGCGCACAAAAUGAUUCAAAUGAAGUUGAACGUGAUAAAACUGUGGCUAUUCAAGAACAUAUUCAAUUAUUUUAUUUAUUUUCACUUUAUCAAUUAAAACAAGAAAAUAGUACUGGAAUACCAUGGAAUGGAAGUAUCGUUGAAGAAGGUGAAAUUAUUCUUCAUCAACAUGCUAUUCAAAAUGGACUGACAGAAAUACAAGUUGCCAUGUGUCAGUGGAUAGCCUUGAUUCGAUUAAAUUAUACUAGAUCAUUGGAUCAAAUCAUUCUUUUACAUACAUUCAAACAUCUCAUAUCAUUAUGGUCAGAUAAACUACUUACUAGAGAAGAGCUAAAUUAUUUAUCAGAUUCAUUUAAAGUAUUUACAGAACAUUCUUUAAUUAUGAUAUGUAACUAUAAUUUAAUCUUCCAUAAUGCUCAAUCAGACAAUGUAUUAGAUUUGAAUCAUUUACUUGAGUGUUUAUGUAUGUUGCAUAAUUCACGUUUAUAUCAGUUCAGUUCACCUUUCUCUAAUUCAUUACAAAAAGAAUUUCUUACAUCAUUUAAGAAAUUUGUUCUUGCACGUUAUGAAAAACACAAAGCCGCCGUUAUGGGAAAAACCGAUAAGUUGGAUUUGGCACAUUAUGAAAUAUCUCAAUUAAUAUUAUUGAUUAAAUUGUUGAUUAUUGAUUUGGAAAAAUGUUGUGAAGUUUAUUCACCAAUUAUUAAAAAGUAUCUGGAUUUGGAUCCUUUUAUAAAUAUGUACAAAUUUUAUGCAAAUUCUCUACAUCAUGAUUACAUAAAUAUCAAUGUUCUACAAAAUCUAGUACAACCAAUAAUAAAUCAAGAAUUGGAAACUAAAUCAUCUUUUUCAACUGGUAAACAGUGUUUAACAAAAUCUCUAGAAUUGAAAUCAUUAUUUGUUCUUUAUUUACUACUUAAAAAGUUUGAAAAUAUGUAUGACAUCAAAAUAAAAUCUAGUGAAUCAAAGAAAUUAAUUGAUUUCGAUUGGUAUACAUGGUUUCGACCAGUUAUUUCAUAUUGGAUACAACAAUGUAAUUUUCAAUUGUUAUCUAAUUUAGAUGGAGAUAUACAAAAUGAUCAGCUUAUACCAACUAAUGAACAAUUAAUAAAUUUUUUACCAAAUGAAAUUAAAAUAGAAAAAUAUUUUGGUUUACAUUCAAUAUCAAGUUUACAAAUAACAAAUAAUUUGACUCAAUUAAUAAACACAUGGUUAUUGAUUAAUUGGCCAGAUGAACAAACUAAAUAUAAUUAUGUUAUUGAAAUUGUUCAAAUUGCUUGUGAAGUUACUUUAUCAUAUGCAAAACAGUUACAUGAGAAACUACGUCUACAAGGAUAUUGUGAUGAAGAAGGGCAGUUUGAUAUUUCAACCUCACUCUCUAUUGGAUUGAACAAUUUGGAAUUAAUUUCAAAAUUUAUUCAAUGCAUUCUACUAUUUUUAAAUGUACAAACUCCUUGGUCGUCUAAUAAUAAAAAUGUUGUUUCCAGUAUUUCUAAUACUAACAACACGAGUAGUGUUCUUUGUGGUACUAUCGCUGGUAAAAGUAACAAUACUAAAAGUAAUGAUAAUAAUAACAAUAAUAGUGGGACUAUUGAUACCACAAAUGUAACCAGUAAAUCGAUUGAUGAUGAAGAAACUAAAAUUCCCUACCAACAUUUAGAAACUUUAAAGCGUCUUCAACAUAAAGGAUAUGGUGAACUUAUUCGUGUAUUGAAUCGAACAAUCUAUCGUAUGAAUGCUAAAAUGAGACCAGAAAUCAGAAAGAAUGUCUUUCAUUUAUGUUGGAGUCUACGAUCAACUCCUGUUGAUAAGGCUAUGCAUGAUUUAAUCGUUUAUUUGGACUCCAAUAUAAGAACAUUAAAAAUUAAUGUAUCCAGUAAUUUAUUGCAUCGUUGUAUACUAUCAAUAUGGCAUGAAUGUCUUGAACAAUAUAUGGAACAAACAAUUAAAGAAGGUGAAAUUAAUUCAACUAAUAUUGGUGGUCCUGGUGCAUUUCUACAAAUUAAAUCAGAUUUUAAUGCAGAUAAUAAUAAUCCAACAAUUAUACCAUUAUCUACUCAUGAAAUGUAUGAAUUAAUAUCUAAUUUACCAAUGGAAAUAGAUAAAAAUCAAAUUUUUCGAGCUAAAUCUACAUUAGAAAGAUUAAAAAAGUCUUUAGGUAUAUUACUUGAAUUUUUCUUGAAAAUUGGUGAUGAUCAAAUCAAUAAAGGAAGUUUAGAAACAGAAGAAUAUAAUAAUGUAAAAUAUUUGAUUCAAUUAUAUAACAGCAGUACACCCGAAGUAGUUGAACAGUAUUUCAUUGAAAAACUUAAUGAACAAGAAUUAGCCAGUUCUUCUUCAUAUGGUAAAUUGACAGUAAAGAUAAGUUAUCAACGGACCUCAUUAUAUGUAGAUAUACAACGAGCUACAAACCUUGUACCACUUGAUUCAAACGGAAAAAAUUUCAGAAAGAAAAUAUAUGUUAUUAAAUCAUCAUUUAUUUUAAAAGGUUUAUCAGAUCCAUUCAUAAUUGUUGAAUUACUACCUAAGCAUAUAUUUUCGGAAACUCCAAAGUCAUCACGAACAAGAAUUGUCAAGAAUACAGUUGAUCCUGUAUUUGAUGAACAUUUUGAAUUUCCGGUUACUCCAGAAGAAUUACAACAUCCAUCAUUCUGUUUAGCUUUUGUUGUCAUGGAUCAUGAUUUGAUUAUGUCGGACGAUUUUGAAGGAUGUGUCUUUAUUCGACCCUCAUUACUAAUGAAAUCAUCAAAUAAACAGGAAAUAAAUCCAGAGAAUUCGAAACUAGUUUUUUCAAACUCUCGAUUACAGAAUCGAUCUGCCAAUGAAUACAAACAGUUACAAUUAUGCUUACCGCUGAUCCGACCGAUCAGUAAAAAAUAUGGCGCAUUAGAUAUUUUGGGUCAACGUACCGACUCAUAUGCCCAAGAGAUAUUUAAACGAUGGAAAACUCUAGAAGACAGUGAAAUAAAUCAAUAAUAGGAAAGUAUACGUAAAAUAAGACAGUCAAUUCAUUAAACUCUAAUUAAUUCAUUUCGUGUUUUCUUUUAGAAGGACAAUAGAACAAAAAUUGUUAAUUCAAUAUUUACUGAUAUAAUCAAGCUUAUUUUCUCUUUAUAAUUCAUCUUUACAGUCAUCAUAUCGCUAUCAUUAUGACUAGUAUACUGUGUAAUCAAGGUUUUUUUCCCUAGAAAAAUGAAUUAAAACAAAAUGUUCAAGUUUUUCAAUAGUCGUAAUGUACUAUACAUUCACGUAAUUGUGUUUAUCUAUACACAUUAUGAAGUAAUCGACAUUUUAUUAUAUUUUUUAUGUAAGUAUAAUAAUGAUAAUUAUGAAAAACAAUUUAUUCUUGUUUGUUUUUGUAUAUACACAAAUAAGAAAUACUUCG